Molecule: messenger RNA, 1839 nt
Organism: Rotaria sp. Silwood1
Lineage: Eukaryota; Metazoa; Rotifera; Eurotatoria; Philodinida; Philodinidae
Source: the annotation of a GenBank genome assembly
AUGCGAACAUUGACGAGUAUUUGUCGAAAACCAUUUUUCUUGCGAGUACUUGCUCUUAAUUCCCCAGAAUGGUGUUCAAUAUUAUUGGGCAGUAUUACAUCAUUGAUUUAUGGAGCUGUGACUCCAUCCUAUGCUUUGAUUUUUGCUCUUGUAUUUGGUUUAUUUUCUCAAGAUAUUGACUCAGCAGAACGUAAUGCACGAAACUAUGCAAUCAUGGUUUUUUGUAUCGGUCUAGCUGGUGGUCUCUGCCAAUUUAUUUCGUCAUAUGCAUUUGCUCGAUCGGGAGAGGCAUUAACUGUUCGAAUGCGUGUUAUGUCAUUCGCUACGAUGUUACGUCAGGAAAUGGCAUGGUACGAUCAAGAAAACAAUCAACAUGGUGCUCUCGUUACACGUUUGUCGAAAGAUGCAGCUGCAUUGAAAGGCAUGACUGGUGUUACUAUCGGUGCUUUUCUAAAUGCUGUUGGCACUUUAAUUGCCGGUUUAAUUAUCAGUUUUAUUGCCGGUUGGAAAUUAACACUUGUCCUUCUAUGUUUUACUCCGCUUAUUGUACUCACCGGUUUUAUGCUUGGUCAAAAAAUAUCAAAGGCUGGUCAAAAGAAAGUCAUUUCUACUCAUGCAGAACGUGGAAGUAUGUAUGCUGCUGAAUCGUUUAAGAACAUUCGUACUGUCGCCUCACUUCAAAUCGAAAAUCAUUUUAUCGAACUAUAUAAAGAAGCUUACAACAAAGAAUUUAGAUCGUCAUUGUGGCAAAGUCAAAAAAUUGUACUUGGCAAUGCAAUUGCCAAUACACUCAUGUUUUUUAUUCAAUUGACCGCUUUUGGUUAUGGUGCUCGUUUAGUGCUUGAUCAAGAAAUGACUUACGUUGGAGUAUUUCAAGUUUUUGCUGUCAUUACGUAUGGCACAAUAGCUUUUGGUCGAAGUGCAAGCAUGGUGCCAAAUUAUAGUCAAGCAAAACAAGCAUCGAUCAAAAUUAUGGAUCUAAACUCUCGUCAAUCAAUUAUUGAUCCAGAUAAAGAAACGGAAGGAAUAACUUUAAAAAAAGUAGGUGGUACAUUGGAAUUUCGUGAUGUUUCUUUCAAAUAUCCGUCGCGCAAAGGACGCGUAUUAAAAAACUUGUCCUUCACAUGUGGACAAGGUGAAGCAACAGCAAUUGUUGGUCCGAGUGGAUCGGGUAAAUCGUCGUGCAUUGCUUUACUGGAACGUUUCUAUGAUCCUCAACAAGGAGCAGUUCUACUUGACGGGCACGAUUUACGCACACUCAACGUUAAAUGGCUUCGUUCAAUCAUUGGUCUUGUACAACAAGAACCUGUUCUAUUCAAUCUUUCGAUUCGUGAUAACAUUGCUUAUGGAGAUACAACGCGAACGUUUACAGAUGCUGAAAUUAAUGAAGCUGCUCGACUGGCUGAUAUUCACCACACUAUUAUCGGAUUGGCACAGGGGUACAACACGAUAUGUGGUACUAGUAGUCAAGUUCAGUUGGCAGGUGGUCAAAAACAACGAAUUGCUAUUGCACGAUUGCUUGUUCGACAACCUAAAAUAGUUCUUUUCGAUGAAGCAACCUCUGCAUUGAAUACCGCAGUUGAAGAGAAUAUUCUGCGUGAACUUGAUCGAGCACGAAGAGAUCGAACUUGUGUUACAGUGGCUCAUCGGCUUUCGACCAUCCGAAAUAGUGACAAGAUAGUUGUGUUAGUACAUGGACGACUUAACGAGCAAGGAACUGACACAGAACUUUCUGCCAAUUCAAAUGGUACUUAUUCUCAGUUGCUUAGAGCAGCUGGACUUGAUACAACUACUAAAAGAGAUACGGAUGAUUCUGAAACUAAAGUGGAACACUUUUAA